AUGCCGAGAAGACGCGACAAAGAUGUGUCAAGCCGGGCGCGGGCGGUCUGCGUGCGAUGCCACAGUCGCAAGGUCCGCUGUGAUCUCGAGGCGCGACCAAGUGGAAUUUGUAGUAGAUGCGAACAUGAAGGACGGGAUUGCCAUCUGCACAUUGGAUCCCGCAAACAAAAAUUAUUUCAGGUGUCACUGGCUACGCCUAGCACUCAUGCCUCACCGGUCCGAGUAGACCCAAUCACACCUCUACAAUUGACGCCUUCGUCACUGAAUGUACUUGGAAACAGCAUCCAUCAAAGCUCUAUGACAAAUCACGAAAGCUCAAGUCAUCCAUCGCAAGGCAAUGGAGCCAACGAGGCGGAUCUUAUAAUACAGAUAACUCAAGCAGCUCACUGUCCGCCUACUGUCAUUUCGCAGGCCCUUGCAGACUUCUAUUUCAACGAGCUCCAUCAUUUGGUUCCUGUUCUAGAUGUGGGACAAGAAGAAUUGGACAGUUCGCUUCUGCUUCGACAAUCACUGUGUUUCGCAGGCAGUGUCAUGCGUCGAUCUCCCGAGGGACCCACUGAAUGGUCCACAUCGGCGAUCUAUAAACGCGUCAAGACGUUGAUUUCCUUGAACUAUGAUCCAGAACCCCUCAAUGUUCUGAGCGCGUUAUGUAUAAUAGGUUCCUUCCCUAUGCAGGAAGGCUAUGGCGUCGCUCUAGAUAACCCAUGGCAGUGGAUCGGAAUGGCAAUUCGCCUUGCUAUUCAGUUGCAGAUGCAUAGCGAAAGUGCAAAUGUGCAGUUCGCACACCCAGGAAGAAUUAGGAGGAUUUGGUGGUACUUAUUCAUAAACGAUACCAUGCAAAUGGGCUGCUCGGGACGCCCGGGAAUGUUUCCAAUUCACGAAUGCGAUGUACGACUAUUGACAGUCGCCGAUUUCAAUACACCAAACACCGAGGCUCACUUUUUUUGUGAGCUCACUUCCUUGUGUCAGAAACUCAGAGAGGUUCUACAAAUGGGAAAGAUCGACAAUGCUUCGGAGACGCAGGUGUUUGAAAUGCUUGGAUCGCUCAGGAUCUGGAGAGACAACUUGCCAUAUGAGUUACAUCUUUUCGAAGUAACAGAGAUCAGAAGAAGAUAUAAUCGAGCGGCCGCUGAGCUUCAGAUAUUCUAUCUGGUGACCAUAAUUCUAACCUGCUUUCUGGGUCGUCGAGAAAACAGCCCGUUAUUAAAAUGCGCCUCCAUUGUUGCAUCGUCGUGUAUCUCACGACUGUACGAGGAGAUUCUUUACCACGAAGGCACUUCAUUUCUCCUGCCAAUACACGCUUGGGCAAACCUGGUCGCUUCAAUACCACGUACAUUCAGCAAAGAUGAACAGAUUCCGAACCAAGUCAAUGAGAAGCACAUUAGCCGUAUGGUUCUGGAGAAAAUGAGCGAGAGACAUCCUUCCGUGUUGUUGGUACAGCGGCGGAUCGAUGAAAUCGGCCGUACAGAGGCGAGCGCAUUCAGCGCGUCUGAUACGCCUCCUGAUGCCCCAAAUACGGCUACACCGUCUACGGAGAUGACGCAGGAAAUCCUUUCUCUGUUCCCUUAUCCGUCGAGCUUUUGUCCGACUCUAGAGUUAUUGGAACCUUACGCGAGUGGAACUGAGCAGUUUGACCUAUUCUCGGAUCUUCUUGUGGAUGUUAAUAGUUGGGAUUGGCCUGUGGACUGGUCCUCUUUUCUGUUCUAA
Messenger RNA from Penicillium longicatenatum, 1707 nucleotides. RefSeq names its product Zn(II)2Cys6 transcription factor. Gene Ontology annotation, molecular function: DNA-binding transcription factor activity, RNA polymerase II-specific; zinc ion binding; DNA binding. Gene Ontology annotation, biological process: DNA-templated transcription; regulation of DNA-templated transcription. The record is from RefSeq and is a predicted model, not a curated record. NCBI's taxonomy places the organism in Eukaryota, Fungi, Ascomycota, Eurotiomycetes, Eurotiales, Aspergillaceae. The coding region runs from base 1 to 1707 and encodes 568 amino acids. The transcript is spliced from 3 exons.